CGUCUUUACAUUUAAGCAGAUGAAGUUGAAUCAUCUCUGACUUGUUCCUGGACUCAUGAAGAAUAUGGAUCUCUCAUUUCAUGUGCUCUGUCUUUGUCUCCUUUUAUGGCAACGAGGUGUGUUUGGUGUUGAGACAGAACUUUAUGGCGACUCUAUAGAUAAUCCAGAGUUUGACAAAACUACAAAUAACACAGAAGUGGAAUAUUCUGGUGAUAACACAAAGACCGAACUUACUAAAGACAUUAAUAAAGCAAAAAAUGGUUCAGAUGAUGCAAGACUUGAUAUCGAUAAAAGGCCGUUAAUAAAAACGAUGAAAGUGAUGGAAGGAGAUACUGUUACUUUAGGAUCUGGUUCUUUAAUGAAUAAAGAUGAUCACAUUAUAUGGACUUAUAAAUCUCAACAGCCUGACAUUUAUAUUGGAGUAAGAAAUAAGAGCGUCGAUUACGGCAAUAGUGUUGAACGAUUCGGAGACAGACUGCAGGUGGACAAACAGACCGGAUCUCUGACCAUCAGAAACAUCAAAACCACAGACUCUGGACUUUAUUAUCAGAUUACAGUCAUACAAGAUCUCACUGCUAAAGUUGAUGCGCCAACAAUCAAAUUUAAUCUCUCUGUUCUUGCACCUCUGCCGGUUCCUGUCUUCACCCGUAUCAGUAACUCUUCAAAAUGUUCUUCAACAUCUUUAGCAAGCGUAUAUAGCUCAAAAUGUGUGUUGUUGUGUUCAGUGUUGAAUGUGACAGAUGUGAGUCUGUCCUGGUAUAAAGGAAACAGUUUAUUGUCCAGCAUCAGUGUGUCUGAUCUCAACAUCAGACUCUCUCUACCUCUGGAGGUGAAAUAUCAGGAUAACAAUACAUACAGAUGUGUGGUCAACAAUUCCAUCACAAACCAAACUCAACAUCUUAACAUUAAUGAUGUUUGUCCAGGAUGUCCAGAAUCUAUACUUUCUUAUGUCUUGGGAUUUUUGGUGUUUCUUCUGUCUAUAAUAUUUGGGAUAUGUUUCUGUUGUUGUUAUGCAAAAUGGAGAGGACCCAUUUUGAUCAUACGGUGAACUCAAGAAAUUGCAUUUUAUGUGUAUUGUACAUAGUUUUUUACUCUCAUUAGUUUGUGAAGGUUUUUUUUGAGGGACAUGCGAUCCAUGAGACAUUCCUGAUCUUCUGGUUUAUCUACAUAACAAUAUUUGUCCAGACUGGAAAAAACAUUGAUCCAUCUGAACAACAGGAUCAUAAUAACAUGACAAACAAGUUACCUUGACUGUGUCCUGUAUUUCUUAGUAAAGAUCAAUAUUUGGGUCUGCAACGUUUUAAUAUGUUAUUUCCAUUUUCAAAGCUUUCAAAAUGAAGUUGAUUGUUUAGUUGGUUAAAGUUAUAUGGUUAUUAAACAAAGUAUAAACUUUUGGUCUUAAUUUAAAUCCAAUUAUAUUACAUUAACAUUCAAAAUACUUGUUUAAAUAUACCAAUUUAUAUGUAGCAUUUAGUUUCAAUGACUAAAUGUAAUUGUUGUCAAUGAGUAAUGUGAGGAAGUGCUUGUGAAAAAGAUCAGCUCAGUCAUAAGUUAGACGACUACGCAGGUGGAUUUUGGUGCUUGUCAACAGUCAAUUUCUUGGCAUAAUUACUGCAUUGUUAAUAAAGUGCAUUGUUAUAAACUUAAAGAGGAAUGGGUAGGGUGUGACUCAAUUUAGCUUGCCAAAUUUUAUAAUACCUCCACAAAUGUUUUUUUCCCUUUCACACCCAUUACUGUCAGACCCAGCAUCAUCCAGAAGGAAGCAAAUUAAGGUAAAUCUAACGACCAUUUACCAUCAUAUGAAAUUUAAUAAUUGUUGGUCAUAAU
Misgurnus anguillicaudatus (oriental weatherfish) is the source of this 1827-nucleotide messenger RNA. RefSeq lists its product as uncharacterized. The record is from RefSeq and is a predicted model, not a curated record. NCBI's taxonomy places the organism in Eukaryota, Metazoa, Chordata, Actinopteri, Cypriniformes, Cobitidae.